UCUGAAGCAUCUCGGCGACCUACCUGAGCUCACUUGUGCUUGCCCAGGAAGUGCCGGGAGACUUGGAAGCCUUCGCUUGCUCUCGGAGUGCACAGACUCAUCGGGUCGCGGUUUAUGCUUUUGUGUAGGGUUGUGUGUUUUUCCAGAAGUGCCGUGAGGAGCAGGGAAACCUGACGUGCAGAUCUAAAAACCAUGUUCAAGGGGUUGGUGACAUUCGGGGAUGUGGCUAUAGACUUCUCCAAGGAAGAGUGGGAAUACCUAGGCCCUGCUCAGCGAGAUUUAUACAGAGAUGUGAUGUUGGAGAACUACAGCUGCUUUGUAUCACUGGGACUUGCCACUUCUAAGCCAUCAGUGAUUUUCCUGUUGGAGCAAGGGAAAGAACCGUGGAUGGUUGGAGAAGCAGGGUGGUAUGCAGAUUUGCCGUCUAGACAUGAGACUGAGGAAUUACCUCUCAAGAAGUUCAUUUUUGAGGAGGAAUUAUUAAAAUGGAAAAUCAUAGAAAGAGGCAGAAGUUCUUGCCUUGAGGAUUCUUGUUUUGGAAAUGAUAAGAAAUGCAAGGGACUCUUUGAGACACAACAGGAAACUAAAGAGGAAUAUUUCAGGCAUGUAACAGUCCCACUUGAAAUAAUAUCUACUGAAAAGAAAAUCUAUGAACAUAAACAAUGUGAAAACCUUACUCAACAGGUAGGAAUUCAUACCAGUGAUGAAUUCAUACCAGUAAUGGAACUUGAUGGAAUGUGUGGAAUGGACACUAUAUUUUACACAAAUCAUAUGCAACAACAGAGAAACUUUAUUGACAACAAAUUCAAUGAUUUUAAGGCAUAUGACAGAGAUUUUUCUUAUGACUUUCACCUAACUCAGUAUCAAAUAAAUCAUACUAGUAACAAACCCUAUAAAUGUCAGAUAUGCUGUAAGACCUUUAGAACGCUUCCCAACUUUACUCAACAUAAUCAAAUCCACACUGGUGGGAACCCAUAUGAAUGCAAAGAAUGUGGGAAAGCUUUUAUGUCUUCUUCAAGAUUAAUUCAACAUAAGAGAACUCAUAGUAAUGAGAAACCCUAUGAAUGUCAGGAAUGUGGGAAGACUUUUCGAUGGAAUGCACAUCUUACUCAACAUCGAAGAAUUCACACUGGUGAGAAACCCUAUAAAUGUAAACAAUGUUGGAAAGCAUUUGCUUCUGCUUCUAACUUUAAGAGACAUCAGAAAAUUCACACCGACAAGAGAACUUAUGAUUGUAAAGAAUGUGGGAAGGCAUUUAAUAAUUGUUCAUCUCUUAUUCAACAUCAGAGAAUUCACACUGAUAAGAAACCUUUUGUUUGUAAGGAAUGUGGCAAGGCAUUUAAUGACUGCUCAUCACUUACUCAACACCAGUUAACUCAUACUAAUGAGAAGCCUUAUGAAUGCCAGGAAUGUAAAAAGGCUUUUAAGAAACGUGCAUACCUUACUCGGCAUCAAAGAGUUCAUAGUGGCGAGAAACCAUAUGAAUGUAAGGAAUGUGGGAAGGCGUUUGCUGGUGUUUCUGCCUUUAGUACACAUAAGAGAAUUCACACUGGUAAGAAACCCUAUGAAUGCAAGGAAUGUGGGAAAGCCUUUAAUUAUGGCUCAACUUUUAUUGAACACCAGAGAAUUCACACUGGAGAGAAACCUUAUGAAUGUAAGCAGUGUGGUAGGGCAUUUUCCUUUCUUUCAUCAUUUUUUCAACAUAAGAGAACACAUACUAAUGAGAAACCCUAUGAAUGUCAGGAAUGCAAGAAGGCAUUUAGGCUGAGAAAACAUCUAACUACACAUCAAAGAAUUCACAGUGGUAAGAAAACCUUUGAAUGUAAUGACUGUGGGAAGGCCUUCACUUGUGUUUCUUUUUUUACUAGACAUCAGAGAAUUCACACUGGUGAGAAACCAUAUGAGUGUAAGGAAUGUAAAAAAUCCUUUGCUGAUUGUUCAAGUCUUAGUCAACACCGGAGAAUUCACACAGGUGAGAAACCCUAUGAAUGUAAGCAGUGUGGGAAGGCAUUUACCUCUUUAUCAACAUUUUGUCGACAUAAGAGAAUACAUACUAAUGAGAAACCAUACGAAUGCCAAGAAUGCAAGAAGACAUUUAGGCAGAGAGGACAUCUAACUACACAUCAAAGAAUUCACAGUGGUGAGAAACCCUAUGAAUGUAAGGACUGUGGAAAAGCCUUCACUUGUGUUUCUGAUUUUACUAGACAUUAUAGAAUUCACACUGGUGAGAAACCGUAUGAGUGUAAAGAGUGUGGAAAAUCCUUUAGUGAUAGUUCAAGUCUUACUCAACACCGGAGAAUUCAUACUGGUGAGAAACCUUUUGAAUGUAAGCAAUGUGGGAAGGCAUUUACCUCUUUUUCAGGAUUUUUUCAACAUAAGAGAAUACAUACUAAUGAAAAACCCUAUGAAUGCCAGGAAUGCAAGAAGGCCUUUAGGGAAAGAGGACAUCUAACUACACAUCAAAGAAUUCACAGUGGUGAGAAACCCUAUGAAUGUAAAGACUGUGGGAAGGCCUUCACUUGUAUUUCUACUUUUACUAGACAUUAUAGGAUUCACACUGGUGAAAAACCAUACGAGUGUAAAGAAUGUGGAAAGUGCUUUAGUGAUAGUUCAGGUCUCACUCAACACCGGAGAACUCACACUGCAAAAAACCUUUUGAAUGUCACAGGUGAAAAAGCACCAGAAAAUAUACAUAUGAGCUGA
Carlito syrichta (Philippine tarsier) is the source of this 2703-nucleotide messenger RNA. Its product is annotated as zinc finger protein 420-like. The coding region runs from base 193 to 2703 and encodes 836 amino acids. Gene Ontology annotation, biological process: regulation of transcription by RNA polymerase II. Lineage: Eukaryota; Metazoa; Chordata; Mammalia; Primates; Tarsiidae. The transcript is spliced from 5 exons. Gene Ontology annotation, molecular function: DNA-binding transcription factor activity; RNA polymerase II cis-regulatory region sequence-specific DNA binding. The record is from RefSeq and is a predicted model, not a curated record.